This is a messenger RNA of Striga asiatica, 1059 nucleotides long. The record is from the annotation of a GenBank genome assembly. NCBI's taxonomy places the organism in Eukaryota, Viridiplantae, Streptophyta, Magnoliopsida, Lamiales, Orobanchaceae.
AUGAAGGGAUCUCCGAUUGGCGUCGGACAUGAUGGCGGAUCUGGGCGGAGUUUCGUUCGAGCUAUUGAACGGACGUGCUCGUCACGGAGGGCGGCGGCGGUGGACGACAGGCGGUUGGCGGCCGGAGGCGGGCAAUUUCCGAUAAAGUCUCCAGUGGUAAUCCCCAUUGACAGCCCAGAAGAAGUGGCCGCGCAGCUUCAAUUUCUUGGCAAAGUCAAUCUUCACCCCAACCGACUGUACAUCAUCGUACCCAACCCAAUCCAAACCGGACACCGAGUACGCAGACACAGUCUUGCUAUCAUAAACCUCAGUCGCAUUAGUCAGAUUCACGAUCUGCCCGUACGUCAUCGUUCCCUCAUCCCCCAUCCCCACCCCAACGGCCGGCGCCCCAAUCCCUGUCUCGUUUUCCGACUUGAGCUUCCACGUCCUCCCGUACAUCGGCAAACCCAUCACAAGCUUCUGCGCCUCCACUCCCGCCUUCAUCCACGACUCGACCCCGUAGCUCGUGCUCAGGUUCCUCCCGGACGGGUCGUAAAGCUGCGCGUGGGCGCCCGUGAUGUUCGGUUCCCACGACGACCCCGUCAUGUCCGCCGCGUAAUACACGGCGGCAGUGAUGAGGAGCCGCUGCCUGGAAGGCCGCUGCUUGGCCUCGCGCUCGACGGCACUGCGCCACUCCCGGAACAGGCGCCCGAGGUUGUUCAUGUCGGAUGGGGUUCGGGGGAACUCGUAGUCGAGGUCCAUCCCGCAGAAGCCGUAGUCCCGUGCCAAAGAUAUGGCCGAGUCGAUGAAGGCUUUGCGGGUGGAGUGGGCAGAGGCCAUGCGGGAGAACAGGGUGGGGUCCGCGCCCCCGCCGCCGAUGGAGAAGAGUGGGGCCGCAGGGGGGUUUUUGGCGUGGAGGUUGCGGAGGGAGGCGGCCUGCUGGGGCGUGAUGUUGUCGAAGGUGAAGGUGAGGUUGUUGGGGACGAGGAAGGCGUAGAAGAUGUGGGUGUAAUGGGUGGUGUUGAUUUCGUCCGGGCGCAUGUUGCGGGCCCAGGAAGGGUAGUAGCCGCCUUUGACUAG